Messenger RNA from Phragmites australis (common reed), 986 nucleotides. RefSeq names its product protein MAINTENANCE OF PSII UNDER HIGH LIGHT 1-like. Gene Ontology annotation, biological process: regulation of protein complex stability. The transcript has 3 exons. The record is from RefSeq and is a predicted model, not a curated record. Lineage: Eukaryota; Viridiplantae; Streptophyta; Magnoliopsida; Poales; Poaceae. Gene Ontology annotation, cellular component: chloroplast thylakoid membrane. The coding region runs from base 79 to 807 and encodes 242 amino acids.
ACAAAGGAGAGCCUCUGGUGUUGAUCACUUAUUUUCUGCUGUGUGCGCGCGCGCGUCUGGGCAGAGGGGGAGGGAGAGAUGGCGUGCGCUGCGCAGUCCAUGCUCUCUGCAAGCGGCUGCAUCUUCCUGAGCAGCAAGCCUCAGGGAACCCUUGUACGCGGGAGCAUCGUCGGCGGCGGCAGCAGCAGGCCGUUCUUGCUCACCUGCGGCGCUUCUUCUCCUUCUCCUUCGUCGCCGCCGCCGGCGCCGACGCAGGAGGACUCCGACUGCAAUGAGGAGGAGUGCGCUCCCGAGAAGGAGGUUGGGAGCCUGAGCGCGGAGUGGCUGGCGGAGGAGAGGACCAAGGUCGUGGGCACCUUCCCGCCCAAGAAGAAAGGAUGGACCGGCUACGUCGAGAAGGAUACCGCUGGCCAGACUAACAUCUACUCCGUCGAGCCGACAGUGUACGUGGCUGAGAGUGCCAUCAGCUCUGGCGCGGCGGGCACGUCGGCUGAGGGGGCCGAGAACACGGCGGCCAUCGCCGCGGGGCUCGUCCUCAUCACCGUCGCCGCUGCCUCGUCCAUCCUCAUCCAGGUGAGCAAGAACCAGCCUGCGGUGCAGGCGGUCGACUACUCCGGCCCGCCACUCAGCUACUACGUUGCCAAGUUCCAGCCGGCGGUGGCUGCGCAGGCCGUCGAGGCUCCCGCACCCGCCGAGGCGGUCGGGGUCCAGGACAGCCCGGCCGUUCAGGCCUCCGCCCCGGAGACAGAGACGGCGUCCACCGUUGAGGCCUCUGCGGCGUCGGACGCCGAGCAGCUGUCCUCGUGAGCUGCUUGCUGCUGUUGUGGAGCAUCUUUGUAUCUCAAAUUCAGCUUUGAGGCAGCUUACAAAUGAGCUUGUAGUACACGCUGAUGGAAGAUAUAUAGACAUGACACAUGCAGAAAAGCAUCUCUGAAGUGUAUGCGUUCCGUGCAUAUAUCUGCUCUUAAGGAAGACCCUAGUCAAUA